AUGGCCUUCGAAGUCCAAACUGCCUCGCCGGGCGAUUCGGCCAGCCUGACAGAGACAUUCUUCUCCACAUUCUCCGACGACUUCAACAGAACCAUGUUCCCCGCCAACCCGGAAGUGAGCGCGUUUCUACAGAACACCAUUCUGGAGGUAAACACCGAGCACCAGCAUGAGAUUCUCCUCAAAGUAACCGAUCCUUCCAAUGCCGAGGUGGUUGCUGCUUUCGCGAAAUGGAUACUCCCAAUCGUGUCUGCAGAUUUAGCUGCAGGUGCAGAUGCAAAUGCCGAUCAGGAUCGACAUGAGCACUCUGCAGCUACGAAGUGGCCUGCCAGUAGCGAUGCGAAGCUCUGCGAUAUGUUUUUCGGAACGAUGGAAAAGCAUCAUGAAGAAAUUAUGGAUGGUCGGCCACACUAUUAUCUUGAAAUCCUGGGCGUGCAUCCGUCUUACCAGGGCCGGGGUUUAGCGUCCAAAUUAUUGAAGUGGGGACUGGCGCGUGCAGAUGAAGAGGGAGUUGAGGUUUAUCUCUCUAGUUCGCCGGAGGGGAAACCUCUGUAUGACAAGAAUGGCUUUGAAGAGAGGAAGUAUCCAGGCCGUUUCUCGCCCUGGCCUGGAUACGAGCAGGUCGAUAUGAUCCGUACUCCUCGGAAAUAG
Penicillium cosmopolitanum is the source of this 648-nucleotide messenger RNA. Its product is annotated as GNAT family N-acetyltransferase. Gene Ontology annotation, molecular function: acyltransferase activity, transferring groups other than amino-acyl groups. The transcript has 2 exons. Lineage: Eukaryota; Fungi; Ascomycota; Eurotiomycetes; Eurotiales; Aspergillaceae. The record is from RefSeq and is a predicted model, not a curated record. The coding region runs from base 1 to 648 and encodes 215 amino acids.